CAGUUCGACUUCCCCGCCUGCCUGCGAUAACAUCGGCGAGAGGCGAGAUUCCACCGCAGCUAAGAAAAGUUUUAGCUCUUUGGAAAAGUUCGACUUUGACAAGAAGAACAUGCGGGUGUAGUGAAAUACAUCUAAACUCAAAAAACAGUCGGUAAAUGGAUUUGUGAGCCGACUGAACGGACCAUUUUCCUUGGAAAAGAAGAAAGGGACCAUGGCGUCCACGGUGACCUUGGAGGAUGCCCUCUCCAACGUGGACCUGCUGGAGGAGCUGCCGCUCCCUGACCAGCAGCCAUGCAUCGAGCCGCUGCCCUCCUCCGUCAUGUACCAGCCCAACUUCAACACCAACUUUGAGGACCGCAAUGCCUUCGUUACUGGCAUCGCGCGAUACAUUGAGCAGGCCACCGUUCACUCCAACAUGAAUGAGAUGCUGGAGGAGGGGCAGGGGUAUGCCGUCAUGCUUUACACCUGGAGGAGCUGCUCAAGAGCCAUCCCACAGGUCAAGUGCAAUGAACAACCCAAUAGGGUAGAGAUCUACGAGAAGACCGUGGAGGUUCUGGAGCCCGAGGUCACCAAGCUCAUGAACUUUAUGUACUUCCAGCGUACAGCCAUUGACCGCUUCUGUGGGGAGGUGAGGCGCCUGUGCCACGCAGAGCGGAGGAAGGACUUUGUGUCGGAGGCCUACCUGCUCACGCUGGGCAAGUUCAUCAACAUGUUCGCCGUGCUGGACGAGCUCAAGAACAUGAAGUGCAGCGUCAAGAACGACCACUCCGCCUACAAACGGGCUGCCCAGUUCCUCAGGAAAAUGUCCGAGCCUUCGUCCAUCCAGGAGUCGCAGAACCUUUCCAUGUUCCUGGCCAAUCACAACAAGAUCACCCAGUCUCUGCAGCAGCAGCUUGAGGUCAUUAACGGCUACGAGGAGCUCCUGGCCGACAUCGUCAACCUGUGCGCCGACUACUACGAGAACAAGAUGUACCUGACCCCCAGCGAGAAGCACAUGCUCCUCAAGGUAAUGGGCUUCGGUUUGUAUCUGAUGGACGGGAGCAACAGUAACAUCUACAAGCUGGAUGCUAAGAAGCGAAUCAACCUCACCAAGAUUGACAAGUUUUUCAAGCAACUGCAAGUUGUGCCGCUCUUUGGAGACAUGCAGAUUGAGCUGUCCAGGUACAUCAAGACCAGCGCGCACUUCGAGGAGAAUAAAUCCAGGUGGUCAUGUACAUCUGUAGGCAGCAGCCCGCAGUACAAUAUCUGCGAGCAGAUGAUCCAGAUCCGAGAGGAUCAUAUGCGCUUUAUCUCUGAGCUGGCCUGCUACAGCAACAGCGAGGUGGUGACCGGCUCAGGGCGUCAGGAGGCCCAGAAGACGGACAGUGAGUACAGGAAGCUGUUUGACUUGGCCCUGCAGGGCCUGCAGCUGCUGUCCCAGUGGAGUGCCCACGUCAUGGAGGUGUACUCCUGGAAACUUGUGCACCCCACGGACAAAUACUCCAACAAAGAAUGCCCCGACAAUGCUGAGGAGUACGAGCGAGCCACGAGAUACAACUACACCACGGAGGAGAAGUUUGCCCUGGUGGAGGUGAUGGCCAUGAUCAAGGGCCUGCAGGUGCUGAUGGGACGCAUGGAGAGCGUCUUCAACCACGCCAUCCGCCACACCAUCUACUCUGCCUUGCAGGACUUCGCCCAGAUCACGCUGCGCGAGCCGCUGCGACAGGCCAUCAAGAAGAAGAAGAACGUCAUCCAGAGUGUCCUCCAGGCCAUCCGCAAGACCAUCUGUGACUGGGAGGCAGGCCGCGAGCCUCACAACGACCCGGCACUCCGCGGAGAGAAGGACCCCAAGGGUGGCUUCGACAUCAAGGUUCCCCGCCGUGCCGUCGGGCCCUCCAGCACCCAGCUUUAUAUGGUGAGGACCAUGCUGGAGUCUCUCAUAGCAGACAAGAGUGGUUCUAAGAAGACUCUGCGCAGCAGCCUGGAAGGCCCCACCAUCCUUGACAUCGAGAAGUUCCACCGCGAGUCCUUCUUCUACACGCACCUGCUCAACUUCAGUGAGACCCUUCAGCAGUGCUGUGACUUGUCCCAGCUGUGGUUCCGGGAGUUCUUCCUGGAGCUCACCAUGGGCCGCCGCAUCCAGUUCCCCAUCGAGAUGUCCAUGCCCUGGAUACUCACCGACCACAUCCUGGACACCAAGGAGGCGUCAAUGAUGGAGUAUGUGCUCUAUCCCCUAGACCUUUACAACGACAGUGCACACUACGCCCUGACCAAGUUCAAGAAGCAAUUCCUCUAUGAUGAAAUUGAGGCCGAGGUCAAUCUCUGCUUUGACCAGUUUGUUUACAAGCUUGCCGAUCAAAUAUUCGCCUACUACAAAAUCCUGGCUGGAAGCCUUCUCUUGGACAAGCGACUGAGAGCAGACUGUAAAAACCAAGGUGCCAACAUUCCAUGGCCGGCGUCUAACCGCUACGAGACGCUGCUGAAGCAGAGACAUGUACAGCUGCUGGGUCGCUCCAUUGACCUGAACCGGCUGCUCACCCAGAGGGUGUCCGCCGCACUCCACAAGUCCCUGGAGCUGGCCAUCGGCCGCUUUGAGAGCGAGGACCUCACCUCCAUCAUGGAGCUGGAAGGUCUCCUGGAGAUAAACCGUAUGACCCAUAAGCUCCUGAGCAAGUACCUGACACUGGACAGCAUGGACGCCAUGUUCCGGGAGGCCAACCACAACGUGUCCGCCCCCUACGGCCGCAUCACCCUGCACGUCUUCUGGGAGCUCAACUAUGACUUCCUGCCCAACUACUGCUACAAUGGCUCCACCAACAGGUUUGUGCGCACAGUCCUUCCGUUUUCACAGGAGUUCCAGAGGGACAAGCCUCCAAAUGCCCAGCCCCACUACCUGUAUGGGUCAAAGGCUCUGAAUCUCGCCUACAGCAGCAUAUUUGGCUUCUACCGGAACUUUGUUGGGCCUACUCACAUCAAGGUAAUCUGCCGGUUGCUGGGCUACCAGGGCAUCGCUGUGGUGAUGGAGGAGCUCUUGAAGGUCGUGAAAAGCCUGCUGCAAGGCACCAUCAUGCAGUAUGUGAAGACCCUGAUGGAGGUGAUGCCCAAGAUCUGCCGCCUGCCUCGCCAUGAGUACGGCUCCCCAGGUAUUCUGGAGUUCUUCCACCACCAGCUGAAGGACAUUGUGGAGUAUGCCGAGCUGAAGACCGUGUGCUUCCAGAACCUCAGGGAGGUGGGCAACGCCAUGCUGUUCUGCCUGCUGUGUGAGCAGAGUCUGUCCCAAGAAGAAGUAUGUGACCUCUUACACGCUGCACCUUUCCAGAACAUUCUGCCGAGAGUUCAUGUCAAAGAGGGGGAGCGUCUGGAUGCCAAGAUGAAGCGUUUGGAGGCCAAAUACACAGCGCUGCAUAUGGUGCCACUAAUUGAGCGCCUUGGCACACCGCAGCAAAUAGCCAUCGCUCGUGAGGGAGACCUGCUGACUAAAGAGAGGCUGUGCUGUGGCCUCUCCAUGUUUGAGGUCAUCCUGACCCGCGUGCGAGGUUUCCUCGACGACCCCAUCUGGCGCGGCCCGUUGCCCAGCAACGGCGUGAUGCACGUGGACGAGUGCGUCGAGUUCCACCGCCUCUGGAGUGCCAUGCAGUUUGUGUACUGCAUCCCCGUGGGAGCACACGAGUUCACCGUGGAGCAAUGCUUUGGCGAUGGCCUCAACUGGGCUGGCUGCAUGAUCAUCACCCUACUGGGCCAGCACCGGCGUUUCGACAUCCUGGACUUCAGCUACCACCUGCUGAAGGUGCAGAAGCACGACGGAAAGGACGAGGUCAUCAAGAGUGUGCCGCUGAAAAAGAUGGUUGACAGAAUCCGCAAGUACCAGAUCCUGAAUGAUGAGAUUUUUGCUAUCCUCAACAAGUACCUGAAAUCUGGGGAUGGAGAGAACAUGCCAGUGGAACACGUGAGGUGCUUCCAGCCACCCAUCCACCAAUCGCUAGCCAGCAACUGAAAUUCCAACCGCACCUUCCACCAAUCACAUGCCAUGAACUGAGAUUCUUCUAGAGGCAUUGAUCCUUGCCAGAGCCUAGAGAACCAUUGAGUCCACUGAAUUUAGCAAGCCAGUAAGAGCACCAAACUGAAGUUUGUAAUUCCUAUUCAGAGAAGUAGUAUCUAAUGAAGAGAUAUCCUUCCUUUAGCCACAUUCUCUUCUGAGCAAAAAGCGAAACAAGAAAUAUAUACAAUUAUUAUAUAUUGUGGCCCAAGUUAGUUAUUGUCCAUAAAUGUUGUACACACGUGCCUUAUUACAAAUGAAUAACUAUUAUCAUUAUGUUUUUAGGAUAGUAUGCAGCUCAUUUUUCAUGUUUUCUAUACAUACGGAAAAAGCAGAGGGAGGGAAGAGGGUUUUUACGGCUAUUUAAAGGGUGUUGCUGUGGUGAAUAUCAAGAGUUACGGGGACCUAUUGGGCAAAAGGGGUUGAAGGUAGAGUAUAUUUUCUAUAUGGUGGAUUUGACAAAUUGCAUGCAAUACUGUGUUUUCUAUAAUCUUGAAAUUAAAGUAACCAAGUUCUUACCAAUGUUAAAACAUUAUUCCUUGUGCCUUUUUGUAUUUGAAUGAUUGUAACUUGAUUUUAAUUCAAUAAAUAUAACAUACAAAA
This is a messenger RNA of Sardina pilchardus (European sardine), 4618 nucleotides long. RefSeq names its product cytoplasmic FMR1 interacting protein 1 (gene cyfip1). Gene Ontology annotation, biological process: regulation of actin filament polymerization; modification of synaptic structure; axon guidance. Gene Ontology annotation, molecular function: RNA 7-methylguanosine cap binding; small GTPase binding. NCBI's taxonomy places the organism in Eukaryota, Metazoa, Chordata, Actinopteri, Clupeiformes, Clupeidae. The transcript has 31 exons. Bases 212 to 3973 code for a protein of 1253 amino acids. The record is from RefSeq and is a predicted model, not a curated record. Gene Ontology annotation, cellular component: SCAR complex; neuron projection; synapse.